Messenger RNA from Suncus etruscus (white-toothed pygmy shrew), 1113 nucleotides. It is a transcript of the gene CCDC89, whose product is annotated as coiled-coil domain containing 89. Bases 1 to 1113 code for a protein of 370 amino acids. NCBI's taxonomy places the organism in Eukaryota, Metazoa, Chordata, Mammalia, Eulipotyphla, Soricidae. The record is from RefSeq and is a predicted model, not a curated record. The transcript has a single exon.
AUGCCCCAGGACAAACAGACACUCAGGAUGGACAACCCUGCCUCUGAAGAACUCUUGGGAAAACAGAAGGAACCACAGAAAUUGGAGGAAGAGGACAGGGAGUUCCAGGCAUUGGAUGGGUUGAAGGAAGCCCUGGCCAACCUCCGAGGACUGACUGAGGAAGAGAAGAGUGAGAAGGCCAUGCUUUGCUCUCGGAUCCACGAGCAGUCCCAGCUCAUCUGCAUCCUGAAGCGGAGGUCCGACGAGGCCCUGGAGCGCUGUCAGGUCCUGGAGAUGCUCAACGCGGAGCUGGAGGAACAGAAGGCCCAGGAUUCUGAGAAACUGAAAACCAAAAGUGAAUACGCCAAGAAGUUGGAGGAUCGCUUUCUGAUCCUGGCAUCCAACCAUGAAAAGAUGAUCCGUUUCAACGAUGAACAUAAGAGCCAAAACAUCAAGUUGAGGGAAGAGAAUGAGAAGUUGAGGCUUGCGAAUGACAAGCUCUUUAGCCAGGCUCUGAAGGAACAAGAAACAAAAGUCUCACAACUCACGGCCCACAGUGCAGCCCUUAGCCAGGAGCUGGAGACGCUGAAAGAGAAAUGCAUGCAAGAUAUCUGCCAUGCACAAAACAGAGAGAAGGAGCUUUUGGAUCUUCAGAGCCAGCAGUCCUGUACUUACACCCGAGAGAUAGAGCAGCUGCGCAGCCAGCUGCAGAGCCUCCAGCUGCAGCACCAACAGGCCAUGGAGCAGAUGGCAAAGGCUGAGCAAGCACACAGCAGCACGAGCCAGAAACUGCAAGACAGACUGCAGACCAUCACACAUGAGAAAGACGAGCUACUAAAGUUGUCCAUGGAGAGGGGCAAGGUGCUUCAGAAUAAGCAGGCCGAAAUCCGCCUUCUGGAGGAGAAACUAGCGUCUGCGGAUGAGGCCAGAAGGCAGGCACUGGAGCGAUUUGAGUUGGAGGCAGUGAUGGUGGACAGCAACUUGAGAGUGCAGGAGCUUCAGCGCAAGGUGGAAGGGAUCCAGAAGGCUUAUGAUGAGCUCAGGCUGCAGUCAGAAGCCUUCAGGAAGCACAGUCUGGACCUUUUAAGUAAGGAGCGGGAACUCAAUGCCAAACUCCGUCAUCUUUUCCCAUAA